Nylanderia fulva is the source of this 902-nucleotide messenger RNA. RefSeq names its product vacuolar ATPase assembly protein VMA12. The record is from RefSeq and is a predicted model, not a curated record. Gene Ontology annotation, biological process: vacuolar proton-transporting V-type ATPase complex assembly. NCBI's taxonomy places the organism in Eukaryota, Metazoa, Arthropoda, Insecta, Hymenoptera, Formicidae. Gene Ontology annotation, cellular component: endomembrane system.
AUAAAUAUGCCAUUAGAAUCAAUUAUAGAUCCUACUAUAACAAUAAAACCAUCUGUAAGAUUGAUAGAUUUUAUUUUGAAUAAUGUAAAAAACAAAGAAAAUGAUGCCCCAGAUGGUAUCACACUUUUAUGCAAAUCUAAGAAGUCUAAAAAAGAAAAGAUUUCAAAUGCUAUAUUAAAAAUCGAAGAUAUUAAAUGGUUGAAUAAAUAUUUAAAAAAAUAUAGAGAAACCGCGACAAAAAAGAUUUACUUGCAUGAACUUUUCAAUGAUUCUGAUGUGAUAUUGCCAAUACCUAAGGAGACGCCAAGAAAUCCAGAAUUGGAAGCUAGAAUACAGAAAUUAAAGGCAGAACAAAAUACUAGAGAAUAUCAAUCAAUGACAAAGAGCAUCGAUUCCAUGCGAAAAUUCUUGCCGGAAGAUAGCAUUGCAUAUCAAAUGAAGCAGAUAAAUAAACAAUUAAUUGCCAUUGUGCAAUUUAUAUUUUCUGUGACAGCUGGCUUUGCUUUUGGAUUCAUAGGAGUAGAACUUAUAGUUGGAAACCUAGACUUUGGAUUUAGGUUACUUUUAGGUAUAAUUUGUGCAUUAAUUGUCGCAUUAGCUGAGAUUUACUUUUUAGCUUUGAAAUUAGCUAAAUACGAAAACGAUUUAGACACAUCUAAAUCGAUAAAAUCACAUCAGGACUAGCAUUCAAACUGUGUUUAUCUAUUUGAUUACCUUGAACAUAUGUAUUAUAAUAUUAUAACAAAUAAUUGGUACUUAUACAUAAGCUAAUAUAUAAAUUAGUUUUAUUAACUUUAUAUUAUAUUAAAAUUUAGAUUUAGAACAUGUGCUACAUUUACAUUGAAUGUUAUAGAAUAUACAAAAAGAUUAUUAAACCUUAAAUAAAACAAAAUGUGUAAGGA